GAAACACCUCGCGUCUCCUCUCAGCUCAGCACUCCAGUCAAGGCGGGCAUCAUUACUGCCUCCAUCGUCAUCUUUCUAGUCAUGCUCCUGCUGGUACUCGAGCAUACCUAUCUCCGCCGCAAAAGCUACGAGCGCGCACUCAAACGAGCGAUCGUCGAGGUGGAACGUGGAACUGAGCUAAAGAGAAUGACGGAGAGUGAAAGCAAAGAGAUCCUAGUGUUGGAGAGUGGAGUUGAGAAUAUCGUGGAUAAUGAAGGGCAGGACAGUAUGAGUGAAAGCUGGGACGGAGAGGGUCCAUGGGAUGCAGGUACAGUCGAUGAAGAUGACGCUGGAGACUUGAGUGAGUGGGGAAGAAGGCGAAGACGCGAGAUUGGGCGGAAUGGAAUGAGUCUUCCGCGAAGA
Messenger RNA from Alternaria rosae, 402 nucleotides. RefSeq lists its product as uncharacterized. The record is from RefSeq and is a predicted model, not a curated record. NCBI's taxonomy places the organism in Eukaryota, Fungi, Ascomycota, Dothideomycetes, Pleosporales, Pleosporaceae. The transcript has a single exon. The annotation marks the transcript as partial.